This is a messenger RNA of Vicia faba (fava bean), 375 nucleotides long. The record is from the annotation of a GenBank genome assembly. Lineage: Eukaryota; Viridiplantae; Streptophyta; Magnoliopsida; Fabales; Fabaceae.
AUGAUUCAAAUUUUUAUUUUCAAGAUUAUUCCGCAUCAUUAUUCAUCCCAAGGUAAAAAUACAAAAGAUGCGUUCAAUAACAUUCAAGUGGUUAUCAUGGUCUCCUCAAGUUCAUUCAAGUACUCAUUUAAGCUCAAAUUGAAUGAGGGAAAUGUUUUUGAAUUAUUGGGAAUUUGUCAUGCAAGAAUUUACAAGGUUUUGUUCAUUACAAAUUCAAGUCAUUACACCAAAGCUACACAAUGCAUCUCAUUCAAUAAAAAACAGAGCAUACUGCAAGACUUAUUCAAAGGGGAAAUUAAAAGGAUUCCAUAUGCUACAAAACCGGUUCAGCCUUGCACCUAUGCACAAAACCAAGCUAGCUUCAUUACAAAGUAG